Messenger RNA from Microdochium trichocladiopsis, 404 nucleotides. RefSeq lists its product as uncharacterized. NCBI's taxonomy places the organism in Eukaryota, Fungi, Ascomycota, Sordariomycetes, Xylariales, Microdochiaceae. The transcript has a single exon. The coding region runs from base 85 to 270 and encodes 61 amino acids. The record is from RefSeq and is a predicted model, not a curated record.
ACUUUCUGUCCCCUUUUGGCCACAGGCUCCCAUACUGUACGCUGCCUGCUCCCUCGGCUGGGCGCUCGGCCGCCUGUUCCAGGCAUGGCGUCGCCUGCAUGCAACCACUCUAUCGCCCGCUGCAGGCUCUCCGCUCGGUGCCCGCCCCGUUCACAGCCUUUGCAUGAGAGCUGCUGUGGUGGCUGCUAUAAAGGUUGCCUGUUCCCAGCCUUCUUUCUUUCAAUUCGCUGUCCUCCUUCCAUCGCCAUCACCAAGGUCUCUGCACGAUAGGUAGGCAUCGAGAAACAUCAUCUCGUACCAUUGGAUUUCGACCUCGUUCAUUUCCCACCAUCAGCUUUUGCAAUUUUGCGCUUCCACCACACCUGUUCAGCAAUUUGCAAUACAGUCACGCCAACCCCGAUCCA